UGGUAGAGUUAAUUUUAUUUAAGAGAAGAGUUCGUAAAUAUUUAGUAGAGGGAAAGGGUAGCUUCUUGGAAUCCACGAAAUAAGUUGGAGCAAAAUAAAUAUUAAGAGGAAAAGGAAAAAGCAUCUAACGUCUAAACAAAACAAAAAAGAAGAGAAAAAGAACAAAGGAAGCAAGAAGAAAGAGAGGAAGGAGCUCGAAAGAAGAAGGGGGUGGGAGAAGGAAAGUCAACCACCCGUCGCUGAAAAUUGGUUGGGAAAGUGAAAACUAACGCCGUAGUCGGUUUGAAGAAGCUUUUACAGAGGGAUCCAACUUGGUUGGACUGAAAUUUGAAUCUCUUUUCAACCGAGGAGUUAUCGCCAGCAUAAUUUUAAGCCUAAUUAUUUGGAAUUUGCUGGCGAUUUUUGGUGGUAAUUCCUUUCUACUGCUUUGGAAGUCUUCCAUCGGUAAAUUACCAACGUUUUUGCUAGGAAGACUCUGGCUUCAUCUUCCAGCAAGUUCAUAUCGAACUUUAGGCUAUUCCUUUUUACAAGGAAGCAGAGAAUUUAUGUUAGUUGGAGUGUAACAGGUUCGUGAUUGGCAGCUACAAUGUUUGGCCGACGGUCUACUUCUCAUCACGAGGAAGAGAAAAAUCCAGAACAGAUCACAUCGAAGGUCAAUGAGCUAAAGGCUAAGUUAGGACCCAUAGUUGGGCGCAAUGCGAUAUAUUGCAGUGAUGCAUGUUUGAAAAGAUAUCUAGUGGCCAGGAAUUGGAAUGUAGACAAAGCAAAGAAAAUGCUGGAAGAGACGUUCAAAUGGAGAUCUAUUUAUAAGCCUGAAGAAAUUCGUUGGCCUGAAAUAGCAUUUGAAAGUGAGACCGGAAAACUUUACCGAGCAAGUUUUCACGACCGAGAAGGAAGAACUGUUCUUAUAAUGAAGCCAGGAAAGCAGAACACAACAUCAUUAGAGAAUCAGAUUCGGCAUUUGGUCUAUCUUAUGGAGAAUGCUCUUCUUAACCUUCCUGAAGGUCAGGAGCAGAUGUCAUGGCUGAUUGAUUUUAAUGGUUGGUCUCUUAGCACCAGUGUGCCAAUCAAAUCUGCACGGGAGACCGUUAACAUCUUGCAGAACCACUAUCCAGAGAGAUUAGCCCUAGCGUUUCUAUAUAAUCCCCCAAGGAUAUUUGAAGCAUUCUGGAAGGUAGUCAAGUACCUUUUAGAUCCGAAGACAUUUCAGAAAGUGAGAUUUGUUUAUCCUAAGAAGCAAGAGAGUGUGGAACUCAUGAAGUCAUAUUUUGAUGAGGAGAAUCUUCCAUCAGAGUUUGGAGGAAAAGCCCAACUGGAAUAUGUUCAUGAGGAGUUCUCUACAUUAAUGAUUCAAGAUGAUAUUAAAUGUGCUGCCUUCUGGGAGCAGGGUGAAAAGCAACACCAUAUUGUCAAUGGCUACUCAAGUGCAGUGGUGGCUCCAGAAUGAGUGUACUUUUUGGCAACAUAUCAGUUACAGGGAUUGCCACUUGUAUUUGCGGCUGACACCCUUAAAAUGUGUUUCAUUUAUGAACUUUUCAUGGUCUACAGAAGAUAUAGAGCAAAAAGGUUUGAUGUAAGCCCUUAAUUUCACUGAUCUUGCGUAAUUACACAUGAUGGAGAGAUUCUGUUCUAAUUGGUAAUUGUAAGUUUGUAACUUUGGUUAGGAGACUUUGAAUUAUGCUGUAAAAGAUUGGUCGAUCCAAUCGACUUAUAGAGAUCCAACUAUCCAAAAAAUAAUCUUCAUUUCUGUUACA
Molecule: messenger RNA, 1754 nt
Organism: Cucumis sativus (cucumber)
Lineage: Eukaryota; Viridiplantae; Streptophyta; Magnoliopsida; Cucurbitales; Cucurbitaceae
Product: CRAL-TRIO domain-containing protein C23B6.04c
Exons: 7
Coding region: 587-1447 (286 amino acids)
Molecular function (GO): phosphatidylinositol transfer activity
Source: RefSeq, a predicted model, not a curated record